ACUCAGUCAACAACUUCGUGGUUACAGGCAGGGAGAUGGCCGUCAAAAUGCAGUCUUGUGUGUUGUCACUUUUACUUUUGAACGUUUAUUACAGUUUUGUCUCAUCUCUCUACUUUCACAUCGGGGAGACCGAGAAGAAAUGUUUUAUAGAAGAAAUUCCAGAUGAAACAAUGAUCAUUGGAAACUACCGCACACAGCUGUAUGACAAGCAGAAAGAAGAAUACCUGCCAGCCACGCAGGGACUGGGCAUGUUUGUUGAAGUGAAAGAUCCUGACGAGAAGGUGAUCUUGUCACGGCAGUAUGGCUCAGAGGGAAGAUUCACAUUUACAUCUCACACCCCUGGAGAGCAUCAGAUAUGCCUCCACUCCAACUCCUCCAAGUUUGCCCUCUUUGCUGGGGGAAUGCUUAGGGUUCACUUGGACAUUCAAGUUGGGGAGCACACGAACAACUACGCAGAGAUAGCAGCCAAGGACAAACUGACUGAGCUGCAGCUGAGAGUGAGGCAGCUGGUGGAGCAGGUGGACCAGAUCCAGAAGGAGCAGAACUAUCAGAGGUACCGGGAGGAGCGCUUCAGGCAGACCAGCGAAAGCACCAACCAGAGGGUGCUGUGGUGGUCCAUUGUUCAGACUCUUAUCCUGGUGGCCAUUGGUUUCUGGCAGAUGAGACAUCUCAAGAGCUUCUUUGAGGCUAAGAAACUAGUGUACCUAAUUUCUGGGAAAGCAGACCAAAAUGUAUUUAUUUCUCACAUUUAUAACAGGCAGAUUCCCCCCCCCACUGAAAUAUCACCAUCAUUGUAUAUAUUUUUACAUGCACAGCAGUCCACUCGCAUACAUACACCCUCAGCCGUCUCAAGAGAACAAUUGUUUUCAUACUGAUUACAUUGCUAUUUUCUUGAAAAGGGUAUGUGUUACUGGCCAUUAGAGAUCCCAAAAUUUCUUUUUAGAAAGAAUGUACAUUGAGAGAUUAUUUUUUGGUAAUGUGCAUACUAAUGUAUUUUAUUAUGCUCAAUGUGAAUGUAUAUUCAACCUGUGUAAGUGAGUGUAUGGACUUCCAUAAAUCAUUGCAAUUGAAAUUGGUAAUCUCCAGUAGAUAUUCUGUGUAAAAUGGUACAUUUCUGAGCCGGUAUGUGAAAGGGGAAACCUAACAUGGUGGUAGUGCCAAGUACCUUGUAGACACUUUGGUUGUAGGUAUCUGGUAUUUUGUCAAAGAAAAACAUUUGUGGAUAAACUAUGCAUUUGUUCUAGAAGGAAAUGUGUUUCUACCUGUCAUGUUUAAGACAAUGGUAGAUAUGCUAAUUGUCUUUCGAAUUUGUUCGAUUUUGCAAACUUAUUUCUCAUUUCAUAUACAGCAAUCAAAUGUUUCCUCAUUUUGUUUUGUCUGCAAGUUCUCAGGUAGAGUUGCUCUAUACAGACACAUCAUAAAGGCCUGCUCCAUUUUUAGCUGACAGAAACCUGAAUAAUCUUGUCUUUAAGUUGUUAUUUUGGUUUAGAAAUGAGUCAAUGCUAUACAUCAGUGUUAUACACUUUUGAACUCAUCUGGAUAAAUUGAUCUGUACCUGUCUCAUUUGCUCAUUUGGUUUGUUUUUAUUUGAGGCCUCCAGCCUUCUCAUUCAAUUGAUAAAGACUAUUGACUAUU
This is a messenger RNA of Osmerus eperlanus (European smelt), 1635 nucleotides long. It is a transcript of the gene tmed9, whose product is annotated as transmembrane p24 trafficking protein 9. The coding region runs from base 36 to 875 and encodes 279 amino acids. Gene Ontology annotation, biological process: COPI coating of Golgi vesicle; endoplasmic reticulum to Golgi vesicle-mediated transport; intracellular protein transport. Lineage: Eukaryota; Metazoa; Chordata; Actinopteri; Osmeriformes; Osmeridae. The transcript has 6 exons. Gene Ontology annotation, cellular component: COPII-coated ER to Golgi transport vesicle; Golgi apparatus; endoplasmic reticulum. The record is from RefSeq and is a predicted model, not a curated record.